AUGGACGCACUGCUGGGAGCCUAUGGAGAUGACGAUGACAGCGAGCAGGAGGAGGUGCAGCAGACAAAAGACGACGUCAUGAACGUGGUGGACGAACCGUCAGAUCAAUCGACUGCACGAAAGCGUAAACAGGAAGAGAAGAAGGUGACACUACCCCCGCCCCCAUUCGCAUCAGAGCAGGCAUCCUCGUCUUCAGCCACAAAAUCAUCGCCAAGCAAGAAGGCCAAGAUGACGUCACCUGCCCCGGGGUUGGUGAAAUUGCCCAGCCUCGAUCUCGAUUCCGGCGAAUCAUCAUUCGCGGCGCCCACCUACUCGGCACCACCGCCCAUGAAGCUUGUUGAGCCGCCUGCCGACUACGAGACCAAACCAAGGCGAAGAGGUGGUGGACGAGGUCAGUUUGUACCGCCACAGGUGCGGCGAGGGAGGCCCAACGUGCCCACGGAGGAGACCAUCAGCUACGAUGAGGCCACAAAGAAGAACACCAAGAGCCCUGCAAAGACAAACUAG
This is a messenger RNA of Acanthamoeba castellanii str. Neff, 507 nucleotides long. RefSeq lists its product as uncharacterized. The coding region runs from base 1 to 507 and encodes 168 amino acids. The record is from RefSeq and is a predicted model, not a curated record. Lineage: Eukaryota; Discosea; Longamoebia; Acanthamoebidae. The transcript has 2 exons.